This is a messenger RNA of Ruditapes philippinarum (Manila clam), 2028 nucleotides long. Its product is annotated as mothers against decapentaplegic homolog 4-like. The coding region runs from base 371 to 2005 and encodes 544 amino acids. Gene Ontology annotation, molecular function: RNA polymerase II cis-regulatory region sequence-specific DNA binding; I-SMAD binding; DNA-binding transcription factor activity, RNA polymerase II-specific. Gene Ontology annotation, cellular component: heteromeric SMAD protein complex. Gene Ontology annotation, biological process: BMP signaling pathway; anatomical structure morphogenesis; transforming growth factor beta receptor signaling pathway. The transcript is spliced from 12 exons. The record is from RefSeq and is a predicted model, not a curated record. Lineage: Eukaryota; Metazoa; Mollusca; Bivalvia; Venerida; Veneridae.
UUGUCGGAAAUUUUGAAGUACACCGGCGGAAAUAAAAUAUUUGCAAUUAACAUACGCAUGCGUAAAACGGUGUUUUGAUUUCCCCGCGUAAGAAAACACAUAAAUUGCCCAUUUAUUUUCGCAAUUAUUCCUUUCAUAAUUACGGAUGAGGUCAUAGGAGUGAAACUGGAGGAUGUAAUGUGCUUAUGAUAUGAUACAAAAGAGGCAAAUCAUAAUAUUUUGUAUUACAAACUAAACCAGAAUGAUGUGACAUAUGGGAAACAAGCAAACAAUGCCAGUGAGAUUUCGGUUUAUAGCUAUAUGAGGCUGAAACAUUUUAAUAUUAGUGUUUUCAUCUCACAUAACAUCUCGUACAUCUGACAAUAAAAAAAUGUCGCAUUCCGCUCCAACCAGCGCUGACGCCUGUUUGAGCAUCGUUCACAGUUUGAUGUGCCAUCGGCAAGGCGGAGAGAGUGAAUCGUUCGCCAAACGUGCAAUAGAAUCCCUUGUUAAGAAGUUAAAGGAGAAACGAGAUGAGCUAGAUAGCUUGAUAACAGCCAUAACAACCAGUGGUGCGCAUCCUUCAAAAUGUGUAACUAUCCAGCGGACUUUAGAUGGACGGUUGCAGGUAGCAGGCAGGAAAGGAUUUCCACAUGUUAUUUAUGCCAGAAUUUGGCGGUGGCCCGAUCUUCAUAAAAAUGAACUAAAGCACGUUAAAUACUGCCAAUACGCAUUUGAUCUGAAACAAGACAGUGUUUGUGUGAAUCCCUAUCAUUAUGAGAGAGUUGUCUCCCCUGGAAUAGAUCUGUCGGGAUUGACCAUCCAACAUGCUGCGCCACCAUCAAGAUUGGUCAAGGAUGAAUAUGGUAAUGAGAUUGGUUCAGCUUCUGGACUGGACAGCGGUACAUCAAGUGACCUCUCACAGACCGUUCAACAUCCCCCAGUAGAUGGCUUCAGUAGGAUGUCUGGCAUGGGGCCGUCAUCGUCAGCUAGUGUGGGGCCCGCAGGGCAGAUCACAGAUCCAAGAGUGUCGGGGGUUAUUUCCAACCCGAUGACCUCAAUCUCAGCCAGCGGGAGUCGUAUCAGUAGCAGUGGUAUAGGGCCCGGCCAUGCGAUGUCACCACAAUCCUAUUCUACAGGGAUACCCAACUCACAGGCUAUAACACCAUAUUCCAACAGAACGCCCUCUACCAGUUGGGAUGGAGGGAAUGCUUCAUUUACACAGAAACAUGACGGUCAACAGUAUUGGAAUAAUCACACAAUUCAGAGCCCUGAUGUACCUCUUCAACCUCUAACCAAUCAACCUCCUCCAGAAUUCUGGUGUACAAUAUCGUACUUCGAGUUAGAUCAACAGGUCGGUGAAACAUUUAAAGUACCGUAUAGUUGUAGUACGGUAACUGUGGACGGGUACACGGACCCGUCAAGUCUAGAUCGGUUUUGUCUAGGCCAACUUUCUAACGUACAUAGAUCUGAAGCCAGUGAACGGGCAAGAUUACAUAUAGGUAAAGGAGUGCAGCUAGACUAUAGAGGGGAAGGGGACGUGUGGAUACGAUGUGUUAGUGAUCACAGUGUAUUUGUACAAAGCUACUACCUCGAUAGAGAAGCUGGUCGCGCACCAGGCGACGCUGUACACAAAAUUUAUCCCAGUGCAUAUAUAAAGGUAUUUGACAUACGACAGUGUCAUCGUCAGAUGCAGCAACAGGCUGCCACAGCACAGGCCGCAGCAGCUGCUCAGGCUGCCGCUGUGGCGGGUACCGUACCCGGUCCAGCAUCAGUAGGUGGUAUUGCUCCAGCUGUAGGUCUCAGUGCGGCUGCAGGGAUUGGAGUUGAUGAUUUAAGACGUUUAUGUAUUUUGCGGCUGAGCUUCGUGAAAGGUUGGGGACCGGACUAUCCUAGGCACAGUAUUAAAGAGACACCUUGCUGGAUUGAGGUCCAGUUACAUAGACCCCUACAACUGCUGGAUGAGGUCCUUCAAGCCAUGCCCUUGAAUGAAGCCCGCGUAAACAGGGGGUAUUUUCUUGGUUGAAAAAAAUGGGGAAAGAAAAAACA